Molecule: messenger RNA, 470 nt
Organism: Penicillium cinerascens
Lineage: Eukaryota; Fungi; Ascomycota; Eurotiomycetes; Eurotiales; Aspergillaceae
Exons: 3
Biological process (GO): mitochondrial respiratory chain complex I assembly
Source: RefSeq, a predicted model, not a curated record
CGACGUCAACCCAAGUCGCAUACGGCGAGGCGCACGGACCAGGUCGGGAACGACAGGGAAUGCGUCGCAUCCGCCGGCAACUUCACCACUUUCUUGCUGCCUCUCAGCUCACCACUCUGCCAAUUCCUCUCUCUUCCCUCGACAAUGGCUUCCGGCUUCGGUCUCAAGGGCGGUCCCGGCCGCUGCUAUCCCUUCUGGCAGGAAGUUCUUGGAUGCUACGCGGUAAACUCCGGCGAGGGUGAGACCGGCAAGAAACAGUGCACCCCAGCUCUUGAAGAUUACUACGAGUGCCUCCACCACCGGAAAGAGGCUCUCCGCACGAUGAAGAUGCAAGCCGCCUACCGCAAGGCCGAGGCCGCUCACCCCCGUGAGAAUGAACCCAAAGCCGAGCAGAUCCGCAGCCUGGGUCUGCUUGGAAAGGAGGAAGAGUCUACCGCGGUUCUGAGCCAGCUUGGGCAACAAUGAAAGGC